This is a messenger RNA of Hepatospora eriocheir, 504 nucleotides long. The record is from the annotation of a GenBank genome assembly. Lineage: Eukaryota; Fungi; Microsporidia; Hepatosporidae.
AUGGCGAAAGUGGUUGUUGAAAGGUGUUGGUGUAAAGAAGAUAGAAAUAUGUUUGAGAAGUAUUUUUAUAGAUACAGUAAAGCUUAUGAAAGUUACUCUAAUUGCACAUUUAUAGAUAAAAAGACACUCUUUGAUUUCCAGCUUUACUAUCACGCAUUUGUCAAUUUGUGUCUUUUAAAAAGUUGGUCGCCUAACGAUAGAAAAAUAUUUCAAUCCUACUAUCCCUUCUUUAAAAAGGAUUGGGCUAUGUAUACAAGACAGGUUUAUAUAGAUGAUUAUUUAGUAAACGAAAUAAAAAGUAAAAUGACUUUAUUAGAUAAAACAGAUAAAGAAAUAAGAGAAUAUUACAAUGUUUAUUAUAAAAAGUUAAAUGAUUUUGAAUUGGGUGUUGAUAUAUCUAAGUAUGGAAUUGUUAAUGAUUUAAGUUUCUUUAGAGAUGAAUUAAUUGAUUUGUAUUUUAAGAGCGGCAGAAAAAAUAGAAAAAGAGAAAAUAAACUUAAUUAG